AAAGAUUUUGUUAACAACAUCUAGAGCAAUUUUCAAUUUGCAAUGCAUUAUGGGAAACAGGAAGUUUCACACAGGGAGGCAAACAGACGUAUUUUGAUCGUAGAAAAUCAUAAUACAAUAACAUAGAGUACGAUUCGCUACUUAAUAAUUACUGCCAUGCCGUAUUAUUUCAUGAGGAAUGCAUCUACGUGUCAUAUAGCGUUUGUCGAAGUGCCUAUGUGCUCCAGCGCUCUAUGAUUUUCCAUCGCGAAAAUAGGUGACGGCAGAAAUUAUUUGACUUGUAUCCCUAUAAGUUAUGAUGAUCAACGAAUAAGUCAGUCAUGUUGCCGGUUUCAACAUUUUAUGGACCCAAGAAUAAACGAAAAUGGAUUGGGCUCCAGAAUGCUGUAGAAUCAAAAGAAAAACAGUUCAAAGAAGAGAAAAUACCUAAACCUUUUCCAAGCAGGAUUCUUGGACCAUCCGUUAGAUGGGAAACAUUUUUCCGACAGCAGGAUGCUAUCAAUUUAUGUCGCAGCACCUACAAGGAUCUCCAUGUGUUUGCCUUUGAGAGUGACUGUUUUGAAGGCAACAAUGGUCAGAGAAUGUACUUGGCUGCUAGCUAUCCACACUUCUGGCACCAAUAUGAACAGCUGGCCGCAGACAAGAGGCACCACUAUGAGGUGAUUCCUGAAGGAGCCGUGUGCAAGCUGUACUUUGACCUGGAGUAUGACCGGGUAGUCAAUAUGGGUGCUGAUGGAGACACAAUGGUGGACACUUUUAUCCAGGUUGUAUGUUGUGCAUUAAAGACGAUCUUUAACAUCAGUUGCACUCGUGACGAUGUGUUGGAUUUAGAUUCAAGCACGGAAGCCAAGUUCAGUAGACAUCUGAUAUUUCAGAUUAAAGAUGCUGCAUUUAGAGACAAUAUUCAUGAAGGGAAAUUUGUACAUUACUUGCUGGCCAGGAUUUUGGACAAGAUCCAUAGUGUAAAACCCCAAGACACCAUUUCACAAGACAUAACUUCUACGAAACAAUACUACUAUAGUGGAACAGUGCAGGACACAAAUUCCAACGCAACCUUAUGUUCAGGAUUGGAACUGUCAAAUCAUUGCUCAAGCUUGGUAUCAGAUCAUAGUGAUAAAUUAGUUGGUAAAAGUGAAAUAGUACAUUGUCAAUCAGUCAGUGUAAUUGCUGUAGAUGCAGAUCUUGUAAAGAAUGAGACUAAUUCGGAAGAUGAGCUAAUUUGCCAUGGCAGUGACAGUGUGGUUUUGCUUGGGUCUGAAAAAUAUCCAGAACUAUUACAUGACUUUGCUGCUGAUAAGUUAAGUUCUCUCUUGGUGAAAAAGAAAGAUGGUGGAACAGUGCUGUUUUGUGAUCCAGGGGUCUACACCAAGAACCGUAACUUUCGCCUCUUCAAGUCGUCCAAGCUUCACAAAAGUAAACCACUCGAGUUAUCUUCCAGCAACAGAUAUCAGCCAGUAGAGGGUGCCAGGGAGAUGUGGCUGUUUUACGAUUCCUUGAUUGCAAACAUCAAGUAUAGUCGGAAGUUGAGAAUCCUGGACUUUGCUGAAGAAAGUGAAUUCAAAGUAUCUGCACAUACUUGUGGACCUGCCAGCAAAAGGCAGCAAAGUGAGGCCACAUUGGAUGGCUAUUACAAGUCCCCCUAUCCAGAAGUGGAUGAAUACAUUGUAAGCAUCAUCACCGAGAAUGAUAAAAGAGGUGUUGUCAGGCACUGGACCUACUUUCAUCAAGGGGAACUACUUGUCUAUGAAAUAGCAAAGUAUCGCUUCUGUCACAAUAUUGCCAGGGAACAUAAGAGUAACAACAUCAUGUUCAUAGCUGAUCUUCCCAGGGGUGUGUUCUAUCAGAAGUGUCACGAUCCAGAGUGCUGCAUGCAGAACUACAAGUCACCAGAGUGGCCGCUUCCCAAUUCUGUUCUUCCAGCCAGUUAUUUUGAUGACCAUGAACCCGCUGAUCUUGACCACUGUGACCUUGAAGAUGACCUUGACAUGGGCAAUGAUGAACUUCUCAAAACGACCCUUGAACUUGAGAAAGAAUACCUGCUUACAACAAAACCAAGCAUGGGAUCUCCAUGACAAUGAUGGUUCCAAAGUUUACCUUAUUCUUGACUUUAGUAGGGAUGGUUGAUAGAUUAUUGUGUGCAUAUAUUUAUAUCAAACUAUUGUCACUUUAUAAUAUAAGUAAGUCAUAAUUCUAUUGUUAUUGUUAAAAAUGUCCAGAAAAAUAUACAAAACAAUAGAGGUCAGAAAAAAUGAUGUAAGUAGUCAAGAAAUAGACUUCUGAAUCACAUUAGAUUUUUAGCUCACCUGAUUGCUCAGGUGAGCUUUUGUGACCGGUCUUUGUCCGUCUGUCCGUCCGUCCACAUUUGUUCGUAAACACUUUAGAGGCCACAUUAAUCGUCCCAUCUUCAUAAAACUUGGUCAGAAGCUUUGUCCCAAUGAAAUCUCGGUCGAGUUCUAAACUGGGUCGUGCCGGGUCAAAAACUAGGUCACUAGGUCAAAAAAAAGAAAAAACUUGUAAACACUGUAGAAGUCACAUUUCAUGCCCAAUCUUCAUGUAACUUUGUCAAAAUGUUUGUCUUAAUGAUAUUUUGGUCGAGUUCAAAAGUGGUUCCAGUCGGUUGAAAAACAUGGCUGCCAGUGGGCGGGGCAGUUUUCCUUAUUUGGCUAUAUAGAACCCUUGUAAACACUCUAGAAGUCACAAUUUUUGCCCAAUCAUCAUGAAAGUUGGUCAAAACAUUGGUUUUAUCGAUAUCUCGGAUGAGUUCGAAAAUGGUCCAGAUCGGUGAAAAAACAUGGCCGCCAGUGGCCUGGGCAUUUUUCUCUACACGUAUAUAGUGAAAACGUGAACACUCAAGAAUUCACAUUUUUGGCCCAAUUUUCAUGAAAUUUGGUCAGAACAUUUGUUUCCUUGAUAUGAUAGUCGAGUUCGAAAAUGGUUCCGGUCAGUUGAAUAACAUGGCUGUCGGGGGGGGGGGGGGGGGGGGGGGGGACAUGGACAUAUUGUUUUUGCCCUGUCUGUUGGUCUGUCUGUUUGCGCCAACUUUAACAUUUUGUAAUAACUUUUGCUAUAUUGAAGAUAGCAACUUCAUAUUUGGCAUGCAUGUGUAUCUCAUGAAGCUGCACAUUUUGAGUGGUGAAAGGUCAAGGUCAUCCUUCAAUGUCAGAGGUCAAAUAUAUGUGGCCAAAAUCGCUCAUUUUAUGAAUACUUUUGCAAUAUUGAAGAUAGCAACUUGAUAUUUUGCAUGCAUGUGUAUCUCAUGGAGCUGCACAUUUUGAGUGGUGAAAGGUCAAGGUCAUCCUUCAAGGUCAGAGGUCAAAUAUAUGUGGCCAAAAUCGCUUAUUUUAUGAAUACUUUUGCAAUAUUGAAGAUAGCAACUUGAUAUUUGGCAUGCAUGUGUAUCUCAUAGAGCUGCACAUUUUGAGUGGUAAAAGGUCAAGGUCAUCCUUCACAAUGUCAAGGUCAUCCUACAAGGUCAAACAUCAUAUAGGGAACAUUGUGUUUCACAAACACAUCUUGUUCUCUAUAUGUAUGUACUGAAAACAUGUGAACACUCUAGAAGUCACAUUUUAGCCCAAUUUUCAUGCAAUUUGGUCAGAAAAUUUGUUUCUUUGAUAUGAGAGUAGUUGAGUUUGAAAAAUAUGGCGGGCGGGGGGGCGGAGACAGUUUUGUUAUAUUUAUAUAAAAGCUUGUGAACACUCUAAAAGUCACAUUUUUUGCCCAAUCAUCAUGAAACUUGGUGAAAAGAUUGGUUUUAUAUAUAUCACAUAAUUAAUGCCAUAGUUAAUGCCCUUAGAUUGUCCAAAUUUUUAUUAUAUUAUACAAAAUCCUUGUAAACACUCUAGAGGUCACAAUUUUGUUUCAGAUUUUAUAAAUCUUGGUCAUAAUAUUUAUUUUUGUAAGCAAAGUUUGAUGUUUGGUAAGGGGGGUCAACUCAAAAUAUAGGCCACCAGGUCAAAUCUUACAAAAACAAAAUCACUCCAUAUACCAGAGUUUUGGUUCAAUAAUGAUGAAACUUGACCAGGAUGUUUGUCUGGACAAUAUAUAGGUCAGUUUGAUGUUUGGUAAAGAUUGAAUGAACUGACUCCUCUCAGGUGAGCGAACUACGGUCAUCUUGGCCCUCUUGUUAAAAUAUAUGUCUCACAACAAUAUGAAUUGAUAUUUAUGAUUGCAUGUCUAUUUUAUCAUGAUUAUUUAGUAAGAAAAACAUGUAAGGUAUUUGACUUGUUAUGUAAUAAGUAUUGAAGAAUAAUUCAAAAUGUUAAGCAUUUAAUGUCCCCCUGUUGAUUUUGAUAGUGUUGAAUAUUAUAUGAUACGAUGUAUUUUAAUAUUUUUUUACACUGACUGGUUGUUAACAUUUUAUGUCUAAAACCAGCAUUUGUAAUCCCUUUUCUCUAUUUUAGCGCUGCAUAUUUUUCAUUCUGGAAACUAAGAUCAAUUAAUCUCUUGGCGAUAGGUAUUACCAGCACUUUACUGUGCUUUAAUGGUUUUAUAUGCCAAAAACAAUAGCUAUUCCAUGAACCAGUUUGUUUAAUGUAUUUCAAUCACAAAAUAAAUUUAAAUAGAUUUAUAUUUAUGUUACAUAUUUUGUUAUGAUUUGGUUAAUUAUUUUUAUCAAUAAUAGUUUUAAUGAUUUUUAUACGCCUGUAUAAAAUACGGGACGUAUUAUGUGAAACCCCUUGGCGGGCGGGCGGGCGAAAGGCAUCACUUUGUCCGGACUCUAAUUCAAAUUGUAUUCAUCCGAUCUUCACCAAACUUGGUCAGCAGUUGCAUCUAGUUGAUAUCUAGGCCAAGUUCGAAUAUGGGUCAUGCCGGGUCAAAAACUAGGUCAUAGUGUCAAUAAGUGCAUUUUCAAAGGGGCCACUAUGUCCGGACUCUAUUUCAAAUUGUAUUCAUCCGAUCUUCACCAAACUUGGUCAGCAGUUGCAUCUAGUUGAUAUAUAGGCCAAGUUCGAAUAUGGGUCAUGCCGGGUCAAAAACUAGGUCAUAGGGUCAAUUAGUGCAUUUUCAACGGCGCCACUUUGUCCGGACUCUAAUUCAAAUUGUAUUCAUCCGAUCUUCACCAAACUUGGUCAGUAGUUGCAUCUAGUUGAUAUCUAGGUCAAGUCCGAAUAUGGGUCAUGCUGGGUUAAAAACUAGGUCACUGGGUCACUUAGUGCAUUUCAAGGAUUUAGCAUGGUGUCCGCUCUCUAAUUGAAGUAUUUUUCAUCCGAUCUUCACCGAAUUCGGUCAGAAGUUGUGUCUAAAUGAUAUCUAGGUCAAGAACAAAUAUGUGUCUUGGCGGGUCAAAAAAUAGGUCACAAGGUCACUUAAUGAAUUUCAAGCGUUUAGCAUGGUGUCCGCUCUCUACUUGAAGUAGUUUUCAUCUGAUCUUCACUGAAUUUGGUCAGAAGUUGAGUCUAAAUGAUAUCUAGGUCAAGAACAAAUAUGGGUCUUGCUGGGUCAAAAACUAGGUCACUUAAUGCAUUUCAAGCAUUUAGCAUGGUGUCCGCUCUCUAAUUGAAGUAGUUUUCAUCCUGUCUUUACCAAAUUUGGUCAGAAGUUGUGUCUAAUUGAUAUCUAGGUCAAGUUCAAAUAUGUGCUGCUUAAUUUUCAAAAAUAUAUCAUUUUGCCACUCAAAUGGUAAAGCUAUCAAGUUGUCCAAAACCUUCAAACGGGCGUAUCUUGUGACAGUUUGGCACUCUUGUUAAGAAUUAUUUCUACCAUAGGGUUUGUCUUUUAUCAUCGAAUCAAGAUUUUAGAACAGUUACUGCGAUAUUUUAAGGUAUUUGCUGUUCAAAAUGGAAUAAAAAGUUGUACUUUCUCAAAAUUAGAAAAUACUGAUAGCUGCGAGGAAUUAAUGGUUUGUUUUUCUUCCAUUUUACUCUUGUCAGUGCAAAUAAGACAUAAAUGUGUGUCUGGUAGUCAUCAGUUUGGUUCAUAUCUUAACCAUUCCAAUAUUUAUCACUUGUCCCUAUUGUUUGAAAGAACAAAAGUUAUACGGUCAGUACCAAGGCUAGCCAGCUCAGUUGGUACAGCGCAUUACAAAUUCAAGGUAAUGAAAUUCUUUUAUGGCAAUUCUCUCCCUUCAGCUACUGGCAUAUGUAGUUGUUCCAAAUGAUCCAGAACAAGUGACAUGAUAAAAUAUGUUUCAUUAAAAUCAUAAUAGAAAUACUGUUGGAAACGGUGAAAAUAAAAUAAACAUGUGUAGAUGUGUAACCAUGCUUGUGUUCAACUCUAUGUAUUAUGUAGUAGAAUUAUUUUCUACAGAAUGAAUUGUCCAAUAAAAACGAAAAUAUAA
Messenger RNA from Dreissena polymorpha, 6277 nucleotides. RefSeq names its product DNA-directed primase/polymerase protein-like. Gene Ontology annotation, cellular component: mitochondrial matrix; nucleus. Bases 321 to 2072 code for a protein of 583 amino acids. The transcript is spliced from 15 exons. Lineage: Eukaryota; Metazoa; Mollusca; Bivalvia; Myida; Dreissenidae. Gene Ontology annotation, molecular function: chromatin binding; DNA-directed DNA polymerase activity. Gene Ontology annotation, biological process: mitochondrial DNA replication; replication fork processing; response to UV. The record is from RefSeq and is a predicted model, not a curated record.